GGCUUACCUCGGCAGCAAAACGGACCACGGGGACCGCACGCGGAGUCGCGAGGUAUACACGCGUGUGCCAGUGCCCGCAAGGAAUACGGCAAGAUAGACACGUAUAUGCAUACCGAUAUAUCUAUAUACCCCGCGAUAUACCUUAUACGUGUAUAUAUAUAUAGGUAUACAGAUAUACAUAUAUUUUUUUAACGCCCGUCCGCGAGGAGGCAUCCGCGGUGCGUACACGAGGCGAGGCGGAGUGCAACGAGUGCCCCGGCGAGGACGACUCAUCGCCCGGGAGUGAACAGCGCGAAGGGAGGAGGCCGAGAGAGAGAGGCCCGGUCCCGAAGGCGGAGAGAGGGAGGGAGAGAGAGAGAGUCACCGAGGAGAGGUACGCGGUCGCACGAGGAAGAAGCCGCCGCGGCUCACCGAGAGCAUGGCGAACAGCGUUGCGCCGGACUCGUGGGAGCAGCAGGCCGACGGCGCCGACGCGAACCCCGCCGUCCAGGAGAGGGCCCACGAGGUCGAGGGCAAGUUCUCCACCCUGAACGUGAACGCGGCCGAGUUCGUGCCUUCCUUCUGCAUUAGUCCCGCGGCCCCAAGUCUCCCAGUCGCCCCGGCCCCGGCUAACGCGCCACCGGCCUCCGUGCCUCCGGAGACCCACCACGCAGCUAGUGCACCGGCAAUGCCACCUGAUCCGGUGGGCGACCGAGCCGAGGAACCUCCAGCCGGAGGAGGGGCUCCACCUCCCAGCGACAUGAACAUCGACCCUCUCAACACCAGCCCUGAACAUCAACCUGCUGACUCCUGGGAAGAAGCUGCCGUCGACGGUGACCCUCUACUAACUCCUGAGAACGAAGAGGCUGACAUCGAAGAAGAUGAGGAGACGGUCGUCAAGAUACCUAAGAAGAAGGUGAUCAAAGUUGCGGAAGAUACCAAAAGCAAAAAGGAGCAUGUCAACGUCGUGUUCAUAGGCCAUGUGGAUGCUGGCAAGUCUACCAUUGGAGGCCAGAUAAUGGCCUUGACGGGGAUGGUCGACAAGAGGACCUUGGAGAAGUACGAGAGAGAAGCGAAGGAAAGGAGCAGGGAGACGUGGUACCUGAGUUGGGCCUUGGACACCAACCAGGAGGAGCGAGAGAAGGGAAAGACGGUGGAGGUUGGCAGGGCGUACUUCGAGACAGACAGGAAGCACUUCACAAUCCUGGAUGCGCCAGGUCACAAGAGCUUCGUGCCUAACAUGAUCGGUGGAGCAGCACAGGCUGACCUGGCGGUGCUAGUGAUAUCGGCCAGGAAAGGAGAGUUUGAGACAGGCUUCGACAGGGGAGGGCAAACCAGGGAGCACGCCAUGCUGGCCAAGACUGCUGGAGUGAAACAUCUCGUGGUGCUAGUGAAUAAGAUGGACGAUCCAACGGUCGAGUGGGACGAGGGAAGGUACAACGAAUGCAGAGACAAGAUACUGCCCUAUCUCCGUAAGUUGGGCUUCAAUCCGGCGAAGGACCUUACAUUCAUGCCGGUCUCUGGACAGCUUGGUAUCGGUUUGAAGGACCCGAUACCAGAACAAUUGUGCACCUGGUACAAGGGGCCACCCUUUAUUCCUUUCAUCGACUCGUUGCCCUCCCUCAACAGGAAGAGCAACGGUCCGUUCAUAAUGCCGAUUGUCGACAAAUACAAGGACAUGGGAACGGUGGUCAUGGGGAAGGUUGAAGCUGGCGAAGCCAAGAAAGGACAGUCGUUACUCGUCAUGCCUAACAGGACUGCAGUCACCGUCGAUCAGCUAUGGUCCGAUGACGAGGAGGUUACCUCAGUGGGUCCUGGAGAGAAUGUCAAGAUCAAGUUGAAGGGCAUCGAGGAGGAGGACGUCAGUCCAGGGUUCGUUCUCUGUGACAGCAACAAUCCCAUCAAAACGGGAAAAGUCUUCGACGCACAACUCGUCAUCCUGGAACACAAGAGCAUCAUCUGCGCAGGCUACAGUGCGGUGAUGCACAUCCACUGUGCAGCGGAGGAAGUGACGGUUAAGGCACUGAUAUGCCUCGUCGACAAGAAGACUGGCGACAAGAGCAAAACGAGGCCGAGGUUCGUCAAGCAGGACCAGGUGGCGAUAAUGAGAAUCGAGUGUGCAGGAGUGAUAUGCCUUGAAAAAUUCAAAUUAUUCCCUCAGAUGGGACGGUUCACCCUUAGGGACGAAAACAAAACCAUCGCCAUUGGCAAGGUGCUCAAGGUGAUCGAGUAGGCGAUCUCAGGACUGGAACAGUUCCUGCCGAUAUCCUGGGGCUCGGCGUGGGUGGGCCACGGGUAGAGAGGGGGAGAAAGAGAAAGAGCACUCAGCGACUCGAGGAGUACUUAGGAUGUAUGCAACGACGCAAGCCAAAUCACCCAAGACCGUUCGCACCGAGCCACUUGUCGAGACCUGCACAGUGUGUGCGUGUGUGAGUGCGUGCCUGUGUUGAGAGGAAUAGGGUGACCAAGUAGUAUCCGAAGCAUCCUAGGAGGAAGACAAAGAUGGCCCUACGGAGUAUACAGCAGCCGGACAGUGACACCUAAUUGAGAAACAAUCCCUGACGUGUCUCGAUCUCCAUAGAAGAGACAAUUGAAAAUGUCCUGAAGGGAGAGAUAGCACGCCAAGACAUGUGAAAUCAGCAAUCGAAGACGUUUCUUUGCAUCAUACCAGACAGCGUUUCACCCAUUGGACUUCGAUGGUGAGUCGGCAUCGAGGUGACAGGUUCGUAUUUGUCCAACAUACAUUCAUAGGUUUCUAUGUUAACGAGGGAUGUAAACAGAGAACCUCUGGACAGAGACGUCAUGCGACAAUUAAGUGCUACAGGCGUGCGUACGCGCGCGCGCGCCUGUGACACGUCAAGCUAGUUUUGAGAUUAGGAAUCCUGUCGGUGGCAUAGGGAGAACCGCGGCGAUGAUACUAAUUUUCCUAAACUGUACCAGAGAGAGAGCGAGAGUAAGAGAGAGAGAGAUUGGACGUGAGAAUAAGAGAGUAAGAGAGAGAGAAUGACUGUCUGGAGGAAUGCGAUCGAAAGAGAGAGAAUGAGAAAGACGCCCUGGUCGGACCUUGAGCGAUAUUUCUUGUGUCGAGGAUAUUUAAUAUAUAUAUUGUAAUAACGGAUAGGGAGAGGCUGAGGAGGGGGAGAUAAACCAUUACGGUAUAUAUGAAAUAUACACGCCCCCCUGAUCGGAGAGUCGGCGAGCUGGAGCUAACCUCUAUUGGCCACCGAUCGGAGGGCAGUAUAUAUUCAGAUAUAUAUAAAUAUAUAUAUAAAUAUAUAUAGAUAUUGGAUAGGCGAGAUAUUUUUGUUCUUCCGAAAGCCUGGGCGUGAGAGCAAACCCACGAAAUGAGGUUAUGCAGAGACACGGGGUGGGGAAGGGGGAGGGGGGUAUAUAUUGAAAAAUCAACACGUAUAAUUAAUAUAACACGAGAGGGGCUAACGUUUAAGGGGAUAUUGAUACCAAUUGAUUGAUUAAUUUUCAUUAUUAUUAUACAUCAUCAUCCACACUAACGGUUGUCGCAUGCCGGCGAUGGUGAACCUUCGGACUGAAUUAAGGGGAUGGAGAAGAACGGCUUAGUGGAUACGUAUUUACGAUGAUAUGUGUCGAAAAUAAACUUUGGAGGAACUAGGUAGAGCGUUACAUGUGACGAAUUACGAUUAUUAUUAUUGAAUUAUUAUUGAAUUAUUAUUGAAUUAUUAUUAUUAUUAUUGAAUUAUUAUUAUUAUACUGUUUCUUAUUUUAUUGUCAUUAAAAACAAAUUUACAACAAAGGCUAUUCUCGUUCGAGUAAUUUUCCAGUGGAGUUUUCUGCACAGGGUUUGGCCUCUGGACGCCUUUCGACCUCGUUCUUAAAAUCUGGUAUUAUCAGAGGUAGGGAUAUAUGUGGAAAUGAUUAUUGCAAAAAGUGCGCAACAAAGGGAGUGGCGAUGGGGUAUCAGGCCAGGCCUUGGGUAUGUUGUGUGCAGAAUGCUCUGUUGGACAGGAAACCGAUGCUCUCCUUGGAGGUUAGGGAGACGCAGGGCUACGUGGCUUAAUGCGUCGUAGAAGUGCUUUUUUAGCUUUGAAACGGGCGACACGCUGCUGUGAGGAGGUUAGGAUUCUAUGGACAGGGCCCGACUUGCGGAUCGCUCAAGGGGUGUACGACUCGAAGGAACGUGAGAAACAUGGAUACCACUUGUAGCAUUUUGUUCCGUUGCUGUACAAUGUGAAAUGUAUUGUUGAAAGUGGGACUCUGUUGUCGAUUGCUGAAACCAAACAACAGCAAAGUGACUCCAAGAACUUGUAACUUUUGCUGUGGUCUUGCUAUCAGGGGGAGUUUAUACGUUUGAACUUUUAAUACCUUACGAAACUCUCCCUGUGCUGUCGUAGAUAGAGACAAGUCGUGGAAGAAGAGUUCUAAGUCAUAAGUUCAUAUGUUGUUUUGAUACAAGAUUUAACUUAUUUCUUAUAGUCGAAAUUGUAAAUUGUGUUUGUAUUGGACUUGUUAUUAGUUAAUACUUGGAAAUUCUAUGGCAAUUGAACGGAGUUCGUUACGAGUGGUUUCCAUUGUUCCUAGUGGAACGAAACUAUCGAGAGGCGUCUCGAGGCAGGGAUGUUCCUAGACGGCGCCGACUUUUCGCCUCCAUAACAAUUAUUGGAUUGGCUGAAAAGCCCUGCGACAUUUUAUAUGCUUUUAUUUCUUAUAUUUAAUGAGAACUCACAAAUGCUUUGAGCAGCUAUUCAAUAAAUGGGCAGAGAUCUGAAAUGGAGAUGGGGGAUUACUGUCUGAAGUUGUAAUUCAAUAGAUAAAUAUGAAUUUUAACAUUGUGCCGUUGUGUCGCAAGACUUUUUAGCCAAUCCAGUAAAAGUAAGGUUAAGCGGUCCGCGGAACGACACGUGUAGUUCCUCGGAGUAGGGGAAAGUGUGUGUUUGCACGUAAUUUACGUUCGCUCGAUGUAAAUGUUGUAUAGAAGUGCGAGCGAGAUGUGGAGAACGAUUUUUAGGUUUUACACGUGAGCUCCGAGCGUCGGAAUCGUCAGGAACAAACCCGCGACUCUGUGAGUUAGGUUAUGUGACGCGGGCCCGAGGAUGCGCGUACUCGUGUAAGAUAUAAGGAUCGGCAACGACCCCAUUGUUAUUAAUAAAUAUUGAUCUAAUAUUAAUUAUUGUACUCGCGGAACUACCGAAUAAUACUACGUGUAAGCAAGAGAGUGAGAGGCAGGACAGAGCAGACUAAGCAAACGUAUUUGGAAAGAGCGAGAGAGUGACUUCUCUGAGUGCGUAGUCGAAUAAGUGCGAGAAACGAGUGCAACGUUACCCAGAAUGGGAAACGGAGGGAAUUUUACAUAGGAAUCUCUCACAAGAGUAAUAUAACGUGCUGGGCCAAGUAAUGGUGCGAAGGGCUGACGAGUGUCUCUCGAAGGGUUGAUUCUUGGAGGGAGAUGCAUCGCUAGCACUCUGUGCCACCGGUGCACCAAUGUGGAGGGCCACAUUAAUAUUUUUAUAUAUUAACCGCGCUACCGAAUCCAUUCGAUCCUUGCCGACGAUAAGGUCUGUCAGGUAGCACGAUUCUGGGAAUGUGAAGUCGCUUUGCACGUUUCGAGGACAUCGUAUUCUGUAGAGGUUUAUCGGCACGGCGGAUUACCUUGCUUGAAGCAUAAGAAGUCGAUUGCAUUGGACUGGAGAUUCAGAUAAAAGGGGAGAAGGGAUGUGUUUCGUACUUCGAGAUGCUCUUCGGCAAAAUGGCUCGAGGCAUGCCUCGGUUUUCAUUAGAAAUCGUUCCAAUGGCCUCUGCUCGGCUCCCGGCUAAUGGUUAAGCGACAACACUAGUGUACAUUAAAUUUGGCGGCAAUUAUAAGUGUAAUUAGGAUAUUAUUUUGCUACUUGAGAAAUUGCCACUACGGAUAAUUGGUAAUUUGACUCGAUGGAACGCCAUCGGCAGACCGAGUGGAAAGGAUAUUUUUUCAUAAUUCCAUCGAGCGACAAGUGUUUAGAGCACUUUUCUAUAAUUUCAUUUCUGUGUCGAAAUGUUCCUUCCACGGUAUGUAGCUUCCAUCGUCUGUCAAGUGUCGUGUGAUCUUCUCGAGUCGUUACAUUGUCCCGGCGAGAACUAUCGAAAUCGUAUGCGAAGGAUGUCCUUCCUAGGAUUAUUAAAGAUAUUAUUUUCAAUAUGAAUUGGCGUGGAUUCUGGAGAUAGCGUUACUAUUGCGCACCCGAUUUGGAGAUAAGCGAGCGAAACGAUUCUUAAGAGAGUUCUGCGAUUACAUUUAAUUAUAUGUACAGGUUAUAUACGACUGUGUGUAUAUAUUUGUAAGUUACACAUGCAUAUAUAAUUUGUACGUAUUCACAUUGUGGUGGCGCGAAACGAGAGAGGUUGAGUGGAGGGCGAAACCUUCGGUGUCCUCGAAUGUAACCUAACCUAUUUUAUAAUCCGGGAGGUCGAGGCGCGAUCUUACGUCCGUUUCGUCCGCGUGGUCCUAAACUAAAAAAUACCGCUGCCCCCUCCCCGAUGAGCAGAGCACGCCUGACCGUAAACGCCACGGAAUGGUGUAUCGCGUAAAAGCGAAACACGAAGUGGACCCUGACACAUUUUGCGUACCCACUGGUUCUACCUCGAGGGGAAUAUUCUUGAAAGAUUGCAGGAGAAUACCUUAGAUAUCUAUCCUGUAAUUAGAGUUUUUUAGUGCGGAUAUCAAAGGAACGGUUUGGUGUGUCGACUCCAUGUGUCCUGCACAAUGUUUUUAAAUUCUCGAGAAUUUAAGUUCUAUAUCUUGAAUAUAACCAAGAGCGUUAAGGUAUUUUAAAAAUUCCAAGGGAAUUUAAGGGAGUUUACGAGAACUAGGAGAAUUUCUAUUUAAAUUAAUUUAUAAAAAUAAUUUAUUGCCUUUAGUAAGUAAUGUUCAUAAAGUUAGGGUACUUUUUGUAAAUAGUGUCCCUUCAAUUCAUAGUUCCUUUCUUGCUUGCGAUGAAUUUCUAUUUCUACAGUUUGUACCACCACUCUUACUAAUCUCGAGAUGCACACAAAGUUAGGAGGUUAGGUGAGUCGAUUAACUGUGGCUUGUUCAAUUAUUGAAAAUUUAAAAAGUCAAAGUCUGAAAUAUGGUUAAAAUGUCUAAAAUUAUAAUCGCUAAUAGUUUGUUAAAAUUACUGAGAAUAACUUUAAUGUUAUAAAAAGAAAAAUUCAGUUCUCAUGAAUUCUCAUAAAUUUGUGGAAAAUUGAAUCAGCAGUUAUAUAUCUCGGUUAUGUUACCGGGAUAAUAUAACGAACGAAAAACUAACCCUAUGUCUAUGGAUGCAACUAGCCUCGUGAAUCUAGUUGUCUAGGGUAUUCCCCGCUCUCAGGGCAAAUGCAACCGGUGGUGAGGGCUAUAUAGGGCUGGCUCUGCGGGUUCCAAUGGAAAGUCGGCCUCCAAUUGGCUCUCGCGGUCUCCCAUGCCUCCCCAGCCCUAGAUCCAGGAGAAAACUUGUCCAAUUCGAACGGGCGGAUCGCGAGUGACCCUAGUCCGUUCGUCUCUCGCUUUUCCAGUCGCUUUGAUCCUCGCCGACUUUUCCCUAGACGCGGCGGGACAGCCUUGUAAGCUUUGUAACUCGUAUCCUUGUAACACGACACGCGUAACACAACCCCCCCACUCACACACAAACACACACAUGUAUACACUGUCCAGCCUUUUUUAUAAGAGGGGAAGAGAUACAGAAUAAAAAAAUAGCGAAAAGCAAAUCGGAUUAAAAGGUUGACGACAUGUUGUACUAAAGUAAUAAAAGAAUUAAAAAAGAGAUAAGAUGAUACCGGAGGAGGAAGAAAGAACUAUAUUAUUACUGGAACUGUAAGAAGCGACUGCGUGGGAGAGAGAGGGAGAGAGUGGCUGGAUGAGAGAAUGAGAGAGAGAGAAUGAGGUGUUUUUUCGUCAACGCAUGUGCGCCCGCUCCUCUAAGCGACGGCGAGGGGGAGAUGAAUAAAUUUCAAUGACAUUUUCAUAUUAUCAAUAAAGAAUGUACACACAUGAA
Orussus abietinus is the source of this 7961-nucleotide messenger RNA. It is a transcript of the gene eRF3, whose product is annotated as eukaryotic peptide chain release factor GTP-binding subunit ERF3A. The transcript has 7 exons. Gene Ontology annotation, biological process: translation; translational termination; nuclear-transcribed mRNA catabolic process, deadenylation-dependent decay. The record is from RefSeq and is a predicted model, not a curated record. Lineage: Eukaryota; Metazoa; Arthropoda; Insecta; Hymenoptera; Orussidae. The coding region runs from base 419 to 2212 and encodes 597 amino acids. Gene Ontology annotation, cellular component: translation release factor complex. Gene Ontology annotation, molecular function: GTPase activity; translation release factor activity; GTP binding.